This is a messenger RNA of Odobenus rosmarus divergens (Pacific walrus), 874 nucleotides long. It is a transcript of the gene CUNH22orf39, whose product is annotated as chromosome unknown open reading frame, human C22orf39. NCBI's taxonomy places the organism in Eukaryota, Metazoa, Chordata, Mammalia, Carnivora, Odobenidae. The transcript has 3 exons. The record is from RefSeq and is a predicted model, not a curated record. Bases 1 to 321 code for a protein of 106 amino acids.
AUGGCGGACAGCGGCGUCUGGCGGCCGCCGCGCCCCUGCGAGGCCUACCGAGCCGAGUGGAAGCUCUGCCGCAGCGCCAGACACUUCCUGUACCACUACUACGUCCACGGUGAACGGCCGGCCUGCGAGCAGUGGCGGCGCGACCUGGCCAGCUGCCGGGAGUGGGAGGAGCGCCGAAGCGCGGAGGCCCAGCGGUCCCUCUGUGAGAGCGAGCGUGCAAGAGUCCAGGCGACACAGAAGCACGCCCUGGUGUGGGCCCUAAGGCAGAACCCUCCUGCAGACUGGCACCUCCCUCUGCCACAGGAUGAGAAAGACCAGUGAUGAGCACUCCUGAACGGCUUCCUCUGAUCUGUUUCAAAUGGGGCUGUUGCAAGACCCUGAGGACAGUGACGGACCCAAACAGUCUAGUGGGUCCCUGAAGCUUCCACUCGGCUUAGAACACAGAGCCUGAGGUCUCCAGCCCUACUUGCCCACGGCAACCCUGCUGCUGCCUUGCUCUGACAGACAGUUUCACCCACUGCACAGCUUCCAGGAUGCCAAACACCAUUGCAGAUCCUGGUGAGCAGCCAGGUUAGGCUGGUUCAUGCUCCCCGCUGGGGACAACAGCAUUCUCAGGUAAACUCUUGAGUGGUAGCCCUGAUCCAAGUGGACACGUAGGGCGGUCAGAAUGAGGUAACUAAAUGGUUGUGCUGUGGUGAACACCUGUCCUGGUCCUGGUUUGGUGACACUGUGCAUUGCCAGCCCCUGGUGCUUACAUGGAGCUAUUAGCCCACUCACUAAGUUCCUCUGUGGACACAGACAGGGUGUUGCUCCUCGUAGGAGAUAGGCCCUCUUGAAGACUCUGGCUUUUAAGAAACGCACACAGCUAGACCCU